Leptomonas pyrrhocoris is the source of this 1780-nucleotide messenger RNA. RefSeq lists its product as hypothetical. The transcript has a single exon. Gene Ontology annotation, biological process: glycolipid biosynthetic process. Bases 158 to 1372 code for a protein of 404 amino acids. Lineage: Eukaryota; Euglenozoa; Kinetoplastea; Trypanosomatida; Trypanosomatidae. Gene Ontology annotation, cellular component: plasma membrane; lipid droplet; mitochondrion. The record is from RefSeq and is a predicted model, not a curated record.
AGGUUACACACGCGUCGCCUCAGGUUCCCGCGCCGGCAAACGUUUCUUCCUUGUACGGUCGAUUUUAUAAUUUCCGUCUCUUCGCCUCGUGGCAACGACCUCUUCCGUUGACACCCAUCGCACCAGCAAAGGUUUUACUUUCCCACCUCAUUCCAACAUGAAGAAGACACAAAAAUCCGCAUCUCCAGUUGCGGCUUCCAAGCUGGACAUCGUCGUGCUCGGCGCCACGGGCUUCACUGGGCGCCUCACCUGCCGCUAUCUGCUGCGCAAGCCCGAGUUGAAGGGGCACUGGGGCAUCGGCGGCCGCAGCCAGGAAAAGCUCGACGCCCUCAAAAAAGAAAUUGGCGCGACGGACGUGCCGACUUUUGUGGUGGAUGCGACGAUCCCCUCCACCGUGGACGCGGUAUGUGGCAAGGCGACGUGCGUCAUUGCGUGUGCCGGGCCCUUUACGCAGGUGGGUAUGCCUGUGGUGGAAGCCUGCAUGCGCCACGGCACCCACUACGUCGACUCCACCGGUGAGUUUACAUUUGUCCGGCAGGUGAUUGAGAAGUACCACGACGAGGCGACAAAGAAGAACAUCACCAUCGUGCCGUGCUGCGGCUUCGAUUGCGUGCCGGCGGACAUCGGCAACUUCGUCGUCCACCGCGAGGCUGGAGAGGCGCUGAAGGUGGUGAAGGGGUAUUUUGACUUGAACACCGCCGGCGUGUCGAACGGCACCAUCAACUCGGUCUGUGCUGUGAUGGAGAACAUGGCGAAGGAGGACUACAGCCCGCUCUCGCUGGUGGCGAAGGACGCCGUGCAGCCGACGGCGACACCGGCGCGUAGGGGCAUCUGGUUCGAGAACGGGCGCUUCACGGGCUUCCUCAUCAGCGCCACAGGAGACGAGCGCACGGUGCGUCGCAGCAACAGCCUUCUGCGCUCCUCUGCCGUGUACAUGCAGGCAUCGCAGGGUUCCCUCCUGCGUGUUGUGGCCUCUACGCUGGCGUUUUACGUAGUGGGCAUCGUCCUGGCCAUUGGCCCGCUGCGCCGCUGGUUGGUAGGCCGCUACUUCUCCGGUACGGGCGUCGGCCCGGCUGAUCUGACGAUGACCCGCUCGAACUUCCACUGCAGCUUUGUGGGGCAGACGAUCUCUGGCAAGCAGGUGGAGACGACGCUGACGGCAAAGGAGGACUGCUACACCGCCACAGCCGUCUUCCUCGGCGAGAGCGCGCUGAGCGUGCUGGCGCUCGCCCGCAAGAAAAAGCUGAAGGGUGGCGUGCUGACACCUUCUGCGGCCUUCGGCGACGAGCUGGUGCACCGUCUGCGUGACUCGGGCAUGGGCAUCGAGACGGUGAUUAUCGGCGGCUCAUCCAGCGCAAAGAAGGAGAAGUGAGAUGGACGCAUAGCAGGCAUGCUGGCCGUGUCAAAAGAGAAAGGAAUAAGGAGCUGUCGCCAAUUUAUGUGUGACUGUUGACGAGGAAAAAGAACGCGCUCCGCCUUUGUUUGGCCCUCUCUCACUCUUUGCCCGGCGUCUGGAUGACUUAUUUAAUAUUUGUUUUUAUUUUUCCUGUAACCAUCAUCAAAAACGUACAACAACUGUCGUGUAAUAGUAGUUAUAUAUUCGAGGCAAACAUUUUAUUUUAAGACAAGUGCGCUUCAUUGCGGUGGAAGAGAGCAGCUGGACUGACGGCAGUGUCACAAGCUCUCCCUUCUCUUUUGCUGCGGUUCUCUGGAUCGUGUUGUGAAGUGUCGCCGCGUUAUUGUUCGUUAGUAUCAGAGUAGCUAUUAUUAUUUCUGCAAC